Molecule: messenger RNA, 1641 nt
Organism: Effrenium voratum
Lineage: Eukaryota; Dinophyceae; Suessiales; Symbiodiniaceae
Source: the annotation of a GenBank genome assembly
CGUUGAGCACACAGGCACGAGCUUCAUGGGCCGCACUGGUCGCAUGGGUUGCAUGGACGGCGCCUGGAAGGCCUCGCAAUGAGGUCUCGAAGAGGAUGCUACCAAGCGGCGGUCCCCAAUGGCUACUUGAACAGCAAGAAGCCGAGCCUGACUGAUAGCCGCUUGAAGAGCAGGCCCAUCAGCAUCAGCACCCAAUCCACUGCCUGCUCUUUGAGCUCCGUGGACUUGCUGAGUCCUUCUGUGGCAUCAAUGAUGACAGGCUGGAGGAACGAGGAGACCGUGCCGAACCAUGUCAUGGCGGUGGAGGAUCGUUAUCUCCUCCUCAGAAAGCUGGGAGAGGGGAAGUUUGGCACGGUGCAGCUGGCCGUGCGAAAGGGCACCAACCAAAGAUAUGCUGCGAAGUUGAUGCCGCACUACGGCGACCUGGAGGUGCAAAUUACGAAGUGCCUCAGCCAUCCUCACAUCGUGCGGCUUCACGAGACGGUGAAGUGCCGGACGGGUCUUUGCCUCGUUCUGGAUCUUUGUCUCGGAGGGGAUUUGCAUCAAUGGAUUGCCAGCAGAUUUCGCAAGGAGGUUGGCAACCGGCAGACCUACCGUCCGCCUGGCAGCGCAGAGGUGAGCAGCUUCCUGUGGCAGAUUCUCACGGCAGUGGCCUACCUGCAUCACCACAGGAUUGUCCACCGUGACAUCAAGCCUGGCAACUUGCUCCUUGUUGAACAAGGUUCACGCAGCCUGAAGCUGGCAGACUUCAACUUGGCCUGCAAAUUCAGCAAGGGUCACAAGCUCUCAUCUCGCUGCGGCUCCCUGAUGUACCUGGCACCAGAGGUGCUCAGGCGUGCCUACACUGAGCGGUGUGACAUUUGGGGCAUUGGAGUAACCUUCCAGGACCUUGUGACAGGUGAAGCUCUUUGGCAAGGACAGCAAGAUCAAGAGAUUGAGAAGCUGAUACUCCACAGCAAACCGCACCUUCGAAGCUGCCACUGGCUGCUUGGCAGAAAGGGGAGAAGGAGAAUGCAAAGCCAGGCGGCGCGGGAUCUCUUCCUGCAGCUCAUGUUGCCAGAAGACCAAGGCCGUCCGAGUGCAAGGAAGGCUUUGGAGAGCAGCUUUGUGAGCAGGCGAUUCGGGCAAAGCUGCUGUGCAGUGAGCUGAGCUCGUCUCGCAGGGGACGAGCGGCAGAGAAGGAGAGUGCAGGUCACUUGGUCCGGUGGAGCCAGCAAUAGCUACAGCUCUGGAUUGUUUCGUUGGCAGGUCCGGCAGCUAAGCUCACAGUAUGCAAGUUCAGCUGUCUACCUGAAGGAGCAUUUUUCAAGGAGCACGUCCAUUGACGUCCCAAACUGCUCGCAACCUACUUCUCACGCUGCGACGGGCGUUCAAGAAUGCAACAGAUUCUUGGCACCUGCGCAGUAUGUUUGUUGGAGCCGCAAACGCCAUUGCCAUUUUGAAGGGCAUUUCUGGCAUUUCCCAGAUUUCCCAGGCACAGGCCUCCAUGCCCAUGUCAAGCUUUGUCCCACACAGCGUAAGCUUUGUCGCACACAGUGUAAGCUUUGUCCCGCACAGCGUAUGUCUGACAGCCUGAAAUUCAGAAAGUGUAUUGCGCUUUCUGCCAGCCUUACUUACUAGCUGCAGCGGAAGCUUGAAGCC